This is a messenger RNA of Tupaia belangeri chinensis (Chinese tree shrew), 2604 nucleotides long. It is a transcript of the gene OLFML2B, whose product is annotated as olfactomedin like 2B. The record is from RefSeq and is a predicted model, not a curated record. Gene Ontology annotation, biological process: signal transduction. NCBI's taxonomy places the organism in Eukaryota, Metazoa, Chordata, Mammalia, Scandentia, Tupaiidae. The coding region runs from base 227 to 2446 and encodes 739 amino acids. The transcript is spliced from 8 exons.
GCGGGUGCCCGCCCCGGCUCGCCGCUGGGGCUGCACGGUCGCGGGCUGCGCGCGUCGGAAGGAGAUGCCCAGGGUCUCUGGGGCGCACCCUCGCGCCCUGCUUUAGAAGGCGCCCUGAGCAGCCACUCCCGGGCUCCAGCCAAGACACCCUCUCGCCUCCGUCCUUGCCGAGACCUCCGAUCCCAGUCAUUCUCCGAAGGGGUCCGGGCCCCCUUGUCGCUCCCCCAUGGCCAAGUCUCUGCUCCCAGUUGUCUGCUUCGCUCUGGUCGUGGCUGCGGGCUGGGGCUCCAGUACAACCCCCACGGGAACCAGCGAACCCCCACAUGUGCACACGGUGGCGCCCACGGAGGAUGAGACUUUGCAGAACGAGGCCGACAACCAGGAGAACGUGCUGUCUCAGCUGCUGGGGGACUAUGACAAGGUCAAGGCCGUGUCCGAGGGCUCUGACUGUCAGUGCAAGUGUGUGGUGAGACCCCUGGGCCGAGACGCCUGCCAGAGGAUCAACGCCGGGGCCUACGGGAAGGACGACUUCUACACGGUGGAGACCAUCACGUCCGGCUCGUCCUGCAAGUGUGCCUGCGUCGCGCCCCCGUCCGCCCUCAACCCCUGCGAGGGGGACUUCCGGCUCCAGAAGCUGCGGGAGGCAGACAGCCAAGACUUGAAGCUCUCCACAAUUAUAGACAUGCUGGAAGGAGCUUUCUACGGCCUCGAUCUCCUGAAGCUGCAUUCAGUCACCACCAAGCUGGUGGGGCGCGUGGAUAAACUGGAGGAGGAAGUUUCUAAGAACCUUACCAAGGAAAAUGAACAAAUCAAAGAGGAGGUGGAAGAAAUUCGAACCGAGAUGAACAAGCGUGGCAGAGAAAACUGCUCAGAUGGCGUCCUGGCUGGCAUGCCGGACAUUCGCUCAGUCCUGCAGAGGGACGCGGCAGCAGCCUAUGCCCACCCAGAGUAUGAAGAGCGUUUCCUGCAGGAGGAAACCGUGUCCCAGCGCAUCAACUCCAUCGAGAUCCAACAGACGCGGCCCCUGGCUCAGCCCGAGGUGGUGAAGCCACAGCGACCCCGGCAGAGGCAGAUCCACCUGCGGGGCCGGCCGGCCUCCAGGCCCACCGUCAUCCGGGGCUUCACCUACUAUAAAGCCAAGGUCCCCGAGGAGGAAAAUGACAUCGAAGAGCAGCAAGACGAGUUUUUCAGCGGUGACAAUGGAGUGGAUUUGCUGAUUGAAGAUCAGCUCCUGAGACACACCGACCCGCUGACCAGCACCCCCCAGAGGCCAACGGCUACUGCGACAGCCACCCCGGGCACUCAGACUGCGCCCCCAUCCUCAGCCCUGCUGCAGACGGCCACCUCAGCCCCAGGGAGCACCACGGACCCCGCUCAGUACGCAAGUGAACAGCUCUCGGCAACACCGCAGACCACCCGGGUGUCCCCAGACCCCACAGCGGAGGCAGCCACCACCGUGGCCCACACGGCCACGCCGCAGCCUCCAGCCUGGGCCUCUCCGGGGGCUGCUCCUGGGCACACGUUUGUGGACGCCACCUUGGCCCCGGUGCCUCCCAGCAUGGUGAGCACAGACCCUCUGGGGAACGAGACGACCGCUGGGCAGGGGGCGACCCCGGCCAGCCCCACCCUGAGCCCCGAAGAAGAAGAUGACAUCCGGAAUGUCAUAGGCAGGUGCAAGGACACCCUCUCCACGAUCACAGGACCGACCACGCAGAACACCUACGGGCGGAACGAAGGGGCCUGGAUGAAGGACCCCCUGGCCAAGGACGAGCGGAUUUACGUCACCAUCUAUUACUAUGGCAACACUCUGGUAGAGUUCCGGAACCUGGACAACUUCAAACAAGGCCGCUGGAGCAAUUCCUACAAGCUCCCCUACAGCUGGAUCGGCACGGGCCACGUGGUGUACAACGGCGCCUUCUACUACAACCGCGCCUUCACCCGCAACAUCAUCAAGUACGACCUCAAGCAGCGCUACGUGGCCGCCUGGGCCAUGCUGCACGACGUGGCCUACGAGGAGGCCACACCCUGGCGGUGGCAGGGCCACUCGGACGUGGACUUUGCCGUGGACGAGAAUGGCCUGUGGCUCAUCUACCCGGCCCUGGACGAGGAGGGCUUCAGCCAGGAGGUCAUCGUCCUGAGCAAGCUCAACGCGGUGGACCUGAGCAUGCAGAAGGAGACCACGUGGCGCACAGGGCUCCGGAGGAACUUCUACGGCAACUGCUUCGUCAUCUGUGGGGUGCUGUACGCCGUGGACAGCUACAACCAGCGCAACGCCAACAUCUCCUACGCCUUCGACACCCACACCAACACGCAGAUCGUGCCCAGGCUGCUGUUUGAGAACGAGUACGCCUACACCACCCAGGUGGACUACAACCCCAAGGACCGCCUGCUCUACGCCUGGGACAAUGGCCACCAGGUCACCUACCACGUCAUCUUUGCCUACUGACACCCUCGUCCCCACAAACGGAAGCACAGAGGGGCACUAGCACCUUGUGUAUGUGUGUGUGCGUGCGCAUGUGUGUGAGGAUGCGAGUGCACGUGGAUUGAAAUGUGGUGUUUAAAAAUAUAGAUUAUUUUGUAUAAUAUUACAAAUGUAAAAUGACA